UUUGGAAUGAUAAAAGGUCAAUCAGAUCACUCUGUCUUUAACAGAAAAACGAAAGCGGGUAUCACAUUGCUUGUGGUGUAUGUCGAUGAUAUUGUGAUUACAGGAAGUGAUACUGCAGGUAUUUUGGCUCUUAAGAAUUUUCUUCAUAGCCAAUUCCAAACAAAAGACCUAGGCUCAUUGAAAUACUUUCUGGGUAUUGAGGUAACACGAAGUAAGAAAGGCAUAUUUCUAUCUCAGCGUAAAUAUGUACUUGAUUUACUAACUGAAACAGGGAAAUUGGGAGCAAAGCCAAACACAACUCCCAUGGUUCCCAAUGUGCAACUCACUUCAGAAGGCAUACCAUUCGAAGACCCAGAAAGGUACAGAAGAUUGGUUGGAAAGCUUAACUAUCUCGCAGUCACUCGUCCAGACAUUGCUUACUCUGUGAGCGUAGUAAGUCAAUAUAUGUCAUCUCCGACCAUUGACCAUUGGGCUGCUGUAGAACAUAUAUUAUGUUACUUGAAGGGAACACCAGGACGCGGGAUUGUCUAUCAAAAUCACGACCACAUGAGAAUAGAAUGUUUUGCUGAUGCUGACUGGGCAGGAUCUAAAGAUGAUCGAAGAUCUACCUCGGGGUAUUGUGUCUUUGUUGGAGGAAACCUAGUAUCCUGGAAGAGUAAGAAACAGAGUGUGGUUUCUCGUUCGAGUGCCGAAUCAGAAUACCGAGCUAUGGCACAAUCUGCAUGUGAGAUCAUAUGGAUAGGCCAUUUAUUGGGUGAAAUCGGAUUGAAGACACCAAUGCCUGAUAAAUUGUGGUGUGAUAAUCAAGCUGCCAUACACAUUGCCAACAACCCAG
Molecule: messenger RNA, 835 nt
Organism: Cuscuta epithymum
Lineage: Eukaryota; Viridiplantae; Streptophyta; Magnoliopsida; Solanales; Convolvulaceae
Source: the annotation of a GenBank genome assembly